AUGACUGGAGAUGCGCAAAAGACCACCCAGGACCUGCUGGCCAGGGCCCAUUCCCCCGACAGCGUCAACCGCAUCUAUUCCGAAAAGAUCCAGCACCGCUCGCUCAUCCUCCGCCCGACGUCACCCCCACCAGUAACCAUCAACGCCCGCGCCGCCCGCAGAAAAACUCGACAAGAUAAGAAGGCCAAGCAAAAACAGCGGCCGAAACCUCUUUCCUCGCGCGAGCGCCGCGACUUGGGCCUCUAUACCAUCCGGAAGGAAGACCAGAAGUACGAAAUCUACGAGCCGCUGAAUCAGCUCUGGUUGGGGUACGCUCGUGAGCUGCUGGGAAAUGAUGUCUACAUUGGUGGCCCGGGUGCCGCUGCAAAGCUGACAAGUGCGGAGUUCCAUGGCGCUGCUGUUGAGGUCGUGAGGAGUCGCUGCUCCGGCAGAGUUGGCAUCCAAGGCAUAGUGGUGCGCGAUCGCAAAUUCGUCAUCGAGGUGAUUACAAAAAAAAGAGGGCUGAAGAUGGUACCAAAGGAGGGCACCGUCUUUCGGGUCGAGAUACCGGUUGAGGAUAAGCCGGAGGUCGAGGGCAAGGGCGACAAAAAGUUCGUAUUUGACGUGCUGGGUGACCAGAUGAUGCUACGAUCCGCAGAUCGUGCCAACAAGAAGUUCAAGGCACACUACCUGACUACAAUUUGA
Ilyonectria robusta is the source of this 684-nucleotide messenger RNA. Its product is annotated as Rof/RNase P-like protein. The transcript has 2 exons. Gene Ontology annotation, cellular component: ribonuclease MRP complex; ribonuclease P complex. NCBI's taxonomy places the organism in Eukaryota, Fungi, Ascomycota, Sordariomycetes, Hypocreales, Nectriaceae. The coding region runs from base 1 to 684 and encodes 227 amino acids. Gene Ontology annotation, molecular function: ribonuclease P RNA binding. Gene Ontology annotation, biological process: rRNA processing; tRNA 5'-leader removal. The record is from RefSeq and is a predicted model, not a curated record.